This is a messenger RNA of Diaporthe citri, 1482 nucleotides long. RefSeq lists its product as uncharacterized. Gene Ontology annotation, cellular component: membrane. Bases 1 to 1482 code for a protein of 493 amino acids. NCBI's taxonomy places the organism in Eukaryota, Fungi, Ascomycota, Sordariomycetes, Diaporthales, Diaporthaceae. The transcript has 4 exons. The record is from RefSeq and is a predicted model, not a curated record. Gene Ontology annotation, biological process: transmembrane transport. Gene Ontology annotation, molecular function: transmembrane transporter activity.
AUGGUACCUUCAAUAAAGGAAAAGGCGGCCUUUGAGCCUACCGAUAUUUCGGCCACUGCUUCUGUUGUCGAAAUCAACGAGGCCGUCGCAUACGACCGCAGCGCCACCAGAAAGCUCUUGCGAAAGUUGGACUGGCACAUCAUUCCGUUCAUGUCACUCAUUUAUUUACUCUGUUUCCUGGAUCGCACUAACAUUGGAAAUGCCCGCCUUGACCACCUCGAGCAAGAUCUCAAUCUGAAAGGACUGCAAUACAAUGACUGCCUUGCCAUUCUCUUCCCGUUUUACAUUGCCGCCGAAAUCCCAUCCAACAUGAUGAUGAAACGCACCCGCCCGUCCAUCUGGCUUACCUUCAUCAUGGUCGGCUGGUCAGCCAGCAUGAUCGGCCAGGGCUUCGUCAAGAACUACUCAGGCCUUAUGGCCACGCGGGUCUUCCUCGGCGCCUUCGAGGGCGGCCUGUUCCCGGGAGUCAACUACUACAUCACGCAGUGGUACUGCCGGCACGAGUGCGGCUUCCGCAUGGCCCUCUUCUUCUCCGCCGCCACGCUGGCCGGCGCCUUUGGCGGUAUCCUGGCCAGGGGCAUCGCCGAGAUGAGCGGCAUCGGCGGCCUGUCGGCCUGGUCGUGGAUCUUCAUCCUCGAGGGCCUGCUGAGCAUCUUGGUCUCGUUCACUGCGUACUGGGCCAUCAACGACUACCCCUCGACGGCCACGUUUCUGAGCGAAAGCGAGCGGACGGAGGUGGUGAGACGCCUGCGCGUCGACGAUGGGCACCUCUCCGAGGUAUUCCACAUGAAGUAUGUGUGGCAGGCCAUCGGCGACUGGAAGAUCUACAUGCACUGCGGCAUCUUCCUCGCUGGGUUUUGCCCAAUUUACUCCAUCGCCCUGUUCUCGCCGACCAUUAUCAAGGGCAUGGGGUACACCGCCAACAAUGCACAGCUCAUGAGUGUGCCGCCCUAUGUCUGUGCCUGUGCUUUCACGAUCGCGGCCAGCUACGCGGCGGACCGCGUCAAGCAGCGCGGCAUCUUCCUGCUCGGGUUCCAGCUCACCGGUAUUGCUGGCUUCGCCCUUCUGGCGGGCACAAGCAACCACUCGGCCCAAUACGGCGGACUGGUCCUGGCUGCUAUCGGAGUCUAUCCCACGGUUCCUCUCGCUAUGGCGUGGAAUAGCGGCAACAUUGGUGGGUCCCUGAAGCGAGGGACAGGUAUCGCCAUGCAGGUGAUGGGUGGCAACUGUGGUGGUAUCAUAGCGUCAUAUGUGUACCUGACCAGGGAUGGGCCUCGAUACAUCACGGGACACAGUAUUUUGAUCGGCAUCAUCUGCCUUGCAUUUCUGCUGACCCUAUCCAUGACCAUCUGGUAUCGAAUUGAGAAUGCUCGCCGGGACCGGGUUUCGGGCGAGGUAGCGGGUCAGGAGUUGACGGAGGAGCAGAAGGCACUUGAACAGGAGCUGGCUGACAACGCGCCGUUUUUCCGAUACACUGUGUAG